Rotaria sp. Silwood2 is the source of this 1113-nucleotide messenger RNA. The record is from the annotation of a GenBank genome assembly. Lineage: Eukaryota; Metazoa; Rotifera; Eurotatoria; Philodinida; Philodinidae.
AUGGCAACAGCACGUCAUGUUCAUGCUGCAACCCUGUUCAGUUCAAGCAAAGUUCUUGCCACUGCUGGCUACGGAUAUACAGGUUAUCUGGCUAGUUCUGAAAUAUAUGAUCCAUCAACAGACCAAUGGAACCCUACUGCAAGAAUGGCAAGAGCACGUACUGCUCAUACUGGAACUCUGCUUCAAUCGGGCAAAGUUCUUGUCACUGGUGGUGUAGCAAGUACCGGCUAUAUGGCUAGUUGUGAAAUAUAUGAUCCAUUAAAGGGCCAAUGGAACACUGCUGCAAGCAUGGCAAUACCACGUAUUUCUCAUACUGCAACCCUGCUCAAUUCGGGCCAAGUUCUUGUUACUGGUGGUAUCACAUUUGGGGCACCUGCUCUGAAUAAUUCUGAAAUAUAUGAUCCAUCAACGGACAAAUGGAACCCUACUUCAAGUAUGGCAACAGCACGUACUUCUCAUACUGCAACCCUGCUCAAAUCGGGCAAAGUACUUGUUGCUGGUGGUGCGGCUAGUUCUGAAGUAUAUGAUCCAUCAACGGGCCAGUGGAAUCCUCCUACAAGUAUGGCAACACCGCGUUAUUAUCAUGCUGCAGCCCUGCUCAGAUCGGGCAAAGUUCUUGUCACUGGUGGUGACGUCGGGUCAGCUAACUAUCUGGCUAGUUCUGAAUUAUAUGAUCCAUCAACAGGUCAAUGGGACACUAUCAGAAACAUGGCAACAGCACGUAAACUUCAUACUGCAAUUUUGCUCCGUUCGGGCAAAGUUCUUGUCACUGGUGGCGUAGGAUCUUCCGAUUUUUUGGCUAGCUGUGAAAUAUAUGAUCCAUCAACAGGCCAAUGGAGCAAUAUUACUAGCAUGACAGCAGGACGUGCUGCUCAUACUACAACUCUGCUCAAUUCAGGCAAAGUACUUGCCAUUGCUGGCUACGGAGGUACUGGUAUCCUGGAUAGUUCUGAAAUAUAUGAUCCAUCAACAGGCAAAUGGAACCCUGCUGCAAGCCUGUCAACAACACGUACUUAUCAUACUGCAACCCUGCUUAAUUCCGGCAAAGUACUUGUCACUGGUGGCGAAAAGUUGGGCAGUCAUAUGACUAUUAUCCAUCCAAAAAAAGAAUAG